This is a messenger RNA of Pseudomassariella vexata, 999 nucleotides long. RefSeq names its product ClpP/crotonase-like domain-containing protein. Gene Ontology annotation, molecular function: enoyl-CoA hydratase activity. Lineage: Eukaryota; Fungi; Ascomycota; Sordariomycetes; Amphisphaeriales; Pseudomassariaceae. The record is from RefSeq and is a predicted model, not a curated record. Gene Ontology annotation, cellular component: mitochondrion. Gene Ontology annotation, biological process: fatty acid beta-oxidation. The coding region runs from base 1 to 999 and encodes 332 amino acids. The transcript has 2 exons.
AUGGUUCCGCGUCGACCCCUGCGCCUCGGCUCUAGAGCUUCAGCACGCUUCAUCCGGGCCUAUUCCAGAGACGCCGAACCGCUCAUCCGCGUAACCAACCUCGCGGCACCAGGCUCAGGCCACAUCCGAGUCCUCGAGCUGAACCGGCCCUCGUCGCGCAAUGCCAUCUCCAAAGCCCUCUUAGCAGCCGUGCGCACCGAGGUCGAAGAUGUCCAGGCGCAGUAUACGUCGGAAGGCAACGAGGUACCCGAAGUGCCGCGGUUUGACGGAGCAGCUGGCUCCAACAAGGUCGGGCCUACGCGGGCGCUUAUCCUCGCCAGUGCUUCGGAUGCGAGUUUUUGCGCCGGGGCGGAUUUGAAGGAGCGGAGGGGGUUCACAACUGAAGAAACAUCGCAAUUCCUCGCCAACCUCCGAAGCACCUUCGCAUCCCUCUCUGCCCUCCCUAUCCCGACUAUAUCUGCCAUCUCGUCCCUUGCGCUGGGCGGCGGCCUCGAGCUCGCCCUUUCAACCCAUUUCCGCGUCCUAGCCUCGACCGCCACCGUCGGCUUGCCCGAAACCAGACUCGGCAUCAUCCCCGGUGCGGGCGGCACGUACCGCCUACCAGCUCUAAUCGGGCUCAAUCGCGCCAAGGACAUGAUACUCACGGGCCGCCGCGUUUCGGCGCCCGAGGCCUACUUCCUGGGGAUUGCGGAUCGGCUGGUGGAGGUUAUGCCUGAGGACGAGCGGGACGGUGUGGCUGCUGCCGAGGGUGGAAAUAGUAAUGAUGCGCAGGGCAUGGCAACGAGGGCAAGGAGGCUGGUGUUAUCCGAGGCGGUGAGAAUGGCGGGCGAGAUAUGCGAGGGUGGGCCCGUGGCCGUCAGGGCGGCGCUGCAGGCUGUUAGUUGGGCAAGGGAGGAGAUGGAGAAUGCCAUGUAUGAGAGGGUUGUUAGGACGGAGGAUCGGGAUGAGGCGCUUGAGGCGUUUCGGGAGAAGAGGAAGCCUGUGUUUAAGGGGCGAUAG